This is a messenger RNA of Caenorhabditis briggsae, 906 nucleotides long. The transcript is spliced from 5 exons. The record is from RefSeq and is a predicted model, not a curated record. The coding region runs from base 1 to 906 and encodes 301 amino acids. Lineage: Eukaryota; Metazoa; Nematoda; Chromadorea; Rhabditida; Rhabditidae.
AUGUUGCGAUUAGCAUUUUUGAAAUGGAGGACUUGCAUGAGAGAAGUGCUUGAUGAUCAUCAGUUGUCACUGGAUGACAUGGAUCCUGAGGAUCCACAGUUUAGUUAUUUGAAGUGGUUGGUUAGUCAAGCAGAGAAGAAACACAAGGAAGUGGAUGAAGAUACCGGCGAGAAUUUCGAUCAUCUCUGGCACAAAUUGGGAUCCUAUGCAGAUAAAUGCCGAUCGAAAACUGAUUUAUGGCAUAUGGAACCUGAAACUGUUGUUGGUACAGCUCUCAAAUUCUUUAUGCCAUCCCCAUCGGACACAUCUGCGACAUUUGUGAGAGUUGGAAUUGGGGCCAAUGUUUCUAUCGAGAGAUAUUUCAAAAAGCGAUUAUCACCGGACUCGGAAUUCUACGGAGCUGAUCCAGUUUUCAUGGAAAACUCGCAAAUAUAUUCUCCUAUUGGUAUCUUCUUCCCAUUCGCAGUUGGUAAUGAGACUGGAUUGAAGCAGGCAACACUGAAAUAUUCAACUGAACGAGUUUCAUCGAAAUUUGUCAACCACAUUGGAAUUGAUAUCUUCUUUAAGAACCUCAUACGGAAAGAUAUCAUUGACUACUUGAUUUUCGAGGGAGACGGAGGAGAGUAUGAUAUGAUGGCACAUUUGGCAAAGGAUGGUACUCUGGAUAAGGCGGGGAUCACAGUUUGUCAAAUUAACAUUGAAUAUCAUCUUCCCAAAGAGAUGAAGGAUCCGAGGAAGGAGAUUUUCCGGAAACAUAUCGUUCAAUUUGUUCGAGAUCGAAAAUACACACUGCUCUCGGUCACAAAUAUGGGUAAUCUACGAGUCUUCUGGGUGAACACAUCAUCGUUGGAAUGCGCCAGGCGGUAUUUGGAACGGUUAUUCUCGAAUGAUGUCGAUUUGGUUUGA